Molecule: messenger RNA, 1719 nt
Organism: Cyclocybe aegerita
Lineage: Eukaryota; Fungi; Basidiomycota; Agaricomycetes; Agaricales; Hemipholiotaceae
Source: the annotation of a GenBank genome assembly
AUGGAUCGGGAAUCGCGUGAGAGCGACUCAGACGCUCCUCCUGUGCCACAAUUGGCGACAAAUGAUUCUACCGCCGAGGCGGAGAUCUUGAAGAUCAAGACCAUCCUCCACGCUUCGGAUGAGGAGAUUCGAAAGAUAGACGAAGAAAUACUCCAUACACAAGCCAAGCUUCGAGAAUUGCGAAGGAAAAAGGAAGCGCUCCUGCAAUCGACGAAGAACUAUCGUGCCGUUCUCUCCCCCGCCCGUGUCUCACUCAGCUCCCCUAUUUACCGUAUCCCUCGCGAUGUCAUGCAGGAAAUAUUUAUCGCGUGUCUUCCACAGAACAGAAACCCAUCUAUGUGCUCCGACGAACCUCCCAUGCUCCUCAGCCAGGUUUCCAGUCAGUGGCGUGACAUUGCCCGUACGACUCCUCAACUCUGGGCGGCCGUUCACAUCGCCGUCCCUACGGAUCUCGGAGAGAGUGGGGCAGCAUACCUCGAAGAGCUCAUCCAGAUGCGUUUCGCAGCCGUAGACGAAUGGUUAGAGCGCUCGGGCGCUUUACCGCUCAGCAUUUCCGCACAUGAACCCACGUCGUCUACCAGAAAGCCGUACUUCAGCACACUGCUGCAGCACCACCUCAUUCCCGUCUGCGGUCGGUUUCAACAUCUAGACAUAAUGGCAUACGACAAGUCGCUUUCCCCAUUGCAACACCUCGACGAGGACAAAACACCUCUACUCAAAUCCGUCCGUCUUCGGACACACUCCAGCCCCUCAUAUGCAGAUAUCUGGAAUGUCACAGCUAGUAGAACAGUAAAUUGGAAGGCAUCUGGCGGCAUUCUAGCUUCCCCCAGCCUGAGGCUAUUACAGGUAUCUCUAUCCGACAUUCGUUGGGAACGCGUAAGGUGGAGUCUUCUGACAAACCUCGACCUCGAUGACGGCCGUGGUAACGGUCCCCCGCUACGUCCGACCAUCGAAGCCCUUCGACAAGCCAAAUCACUAAUUAGUCUGGUAUUACAGCCUCUCAGUCGCGAGACUGCUCCUGUCGAUAACUCGGAGGUUCAGGAAGAACGACCGAUUGAGCUUCCUUCCCUGAAGCGCCUCAAGGUCCAGGAACAUCCGGAGUUGAGCAUUCUUCCCCGACUCAGAACACCCUUGUUACAAAUCCUCUUCUAUCGCAGGUUUUCUACAUCGCAGGUUCCCUCUCCACUCCUCCAAUAUCUAACACUGAACGCCGACAUGACCCUCGAAAAGCUUACAACAGAUCAUCUGAGCAUUUCCGCUGUCGAACUGGUGGAAUGCCUCAGAUGCUGCAGUUCCUUACGCACCCUUCGUCUGGGAGACGCAUUUUCGGAUGGAUCUCCGGUUGUGUACGGUAUAGACGCCCCCAACCACCCACUGAACGACAACCUUCUGGAAUUAUUCGCACCCGAAUCGUCUCCGGAGUCCAACGAAGUCAUCUGCCCAAAUAUUGAAGACAUCGAAAUUAGGAACGAGGGCUUGUUCUCUGAGGACGGUGUCGCUAAUUUCAUCAGAAGGAAGCAAGGCGGCCUGAAUGGACGUAUCAGCAAGCUCCGAAGUUUCAAGGUCAGUUUCUCGAAGAGGCAGGGGAGGAGGAACAUCAAAAUGGAGCUCGCCUCGCUCUGCGAGGGUCUCAGGGUCGAUUUAAACUACCGUCAUCGAGGACAUAGAUCGUCUAUAUCACUUUAUAAUGGACUUCCUUAUUCCUGGAUGACGGAUUAG